Messenger RNA from Dovyalis caffra, 1017 nucleotides. The record is from the annotation of a GenBank genome assembly. Lineage: Eukaryota; Viridiplantae; Streptophyta; Magnoliopsida; Malpighiales; Salicaceae.
AUGUCUUUUGACGGAUUCCCUCCUUUCAUAUCCGCUCAGCUCCAUUAUCUCCUCAAUCACUACCCUCACAGGAUCCAGAUUGAACAGGCAUGGUCAGGCACCAGGUACUUCCCUGGAAGGGAUAUCAUAUACAAUGCUGAAUUUCCAUUAGCUGCGCCAGAUGUUAUAUUUGGUCCUGAGGAUGAAAAUUUCCAUCCAUUUCAUGUGGUGGGUGGUGAAGAAGAGGAUUCGAUGCUAGUUAAGAACAGUUUGACUGAUUGGAACAAUAAAGAUCCUACACGGCUGUUGGCUCUCGUAAUGGAAUUGAGGGAAAAAUACAGGUCUUACCAGGAGAAACUCGUUGGAGAAGUUGACGAUGAUAGGUUGAAGUUUGAAAUUAGUACUAUUGUAUCUAGGGAGAAAAGGUUAUUGCAUUGCUACUUUGUUGUCCCUGCUUUUCUUUGUACUCAUGGUGAUAGUUUUCUGCAUGCCACUGAAACUCCAGUCACUGUGCUGCAGGGAAUUGAAAUGCAUAUGAGCUCAGGUGUAGAAAAGCCAGAGGAGGUUAGAUUUGGAGUGCCUUUAAUGGACAUGAAUAUAAACAAAAUGGUGCCUGCAUGCCCCUGGAGACAUCCGCAAAAGAUACACUUACAGGUUAUAUAUCCUGUUGGUAGAAAGUAUGCAUCUGCUUCUUCAGCACCUCGUCUGAAAUUAAUGUGCACUCCAGAGUUGAAAGUCCUAUUUUCCAUCGAUGAUGUGAAACUUCCUUCAUGGUUGGAUGGAAUGUGUAUGGCUGAAUAUCUUCCCCACCUGGAAGAACUUCUCCAGAGACAGGUCUUAGAGGCAGUUACAUUAAUUGAUGUUAGAAGGCAGUUUAUUGAGACCUUAGCCCCACUGCUUGGAAGGCCGCUAGAAGCUGAUCCAAAGGGCUUCAUUUCUUGUCUGCUCUGGACCAUUUACAUUCCUGGUGCAUCUUUUCCUUUCAACUCACUUUCCAAAACAGCAGCCUUCUCUGAUGUUUCAAAGUACUCAGGUUGA